This is a messenger RNA of Penicillium salamii, 1116 nucleotides long. The record is from the annotation of a GenBank genome assembly. Lineage: Eukaryota; Fungi; Ascomycota; Eurotiomycetes; Eurotiales; Aspergillaceae.
AUGGUCCAAUCUACAACCUCAAACCCAGCUCUGACAGGGUUUCGAGCUCCAACCCUCAUCCAACCACUGCAUAAUAGCAUCCCUCCCGAGCUUGUCCCACGCUAUGACCCCGUAUAUGUGGCAUACUACAACGCCUUCAAUGCAGGACGACUGCAUACACACGAGGUACCGAUAGAGGAGUUUCGCAAGAACCCUGCCCGAUACACCAUCGCAUAUGGCCGAGCUCCUGGGCCCGAGGUCUUCCGUGUCACAGAGCAAAAAUGCCCAGUCAAUGGCGGAGAGAUCACUGUUCGGAUAUUUGAACCCGCGCCUCAACAGGACGAGCAGGGUCAGCCGAAGAAGAGGGCUGCCUAUGUCAAUUUCCACGGAGGUGGUUGGGUCUUUGGCGGCUUAAAUUACGAUCACAGUUUCUGCAAGCGGCUGGUCCAUAAGCUGGAAGGUAAUUUAGUCGCAUUUGACGUGGACUAUCGAUUAGCGCCAGAGCACAAGUUCCCAAUCCCAGUUGACGACAGCUGGACUGCAUUUAAUUGGAUUCGCUCCAAGGCUGCUGAAUUCAACCUCGACCUAGAUCGAUUUGCAGUGGGAGGAGUCUCAGCCGGAGGUCAUAUUUCAGCUGUUAUCAGCCAUCUCUGUCGCGAUGCGAACAUCCCCCUGCGACUGCAACUCCUGACUGUACCGGCUACAGACCUGCACAGUGUCUUCACUCCACACGGUGAUUUUGACCGAGAGAAUUGUCCCUAUGAGUCCUACCGAGAGAUGGAAUUUGCGCCAGCUUUACCCGCUGCACGCAUGGCUUACUUCCACCGAUCCUUCUUAGGAGUUCCUCGACCGGCGCAGUCUGAUGAGGAUUGGAAAAUAUCCCCCAUUCGAGCCCCCAAUUUCCAAGGCCUGGCCCCUGCUUUGGUGUUUACAGCGGAAUUAGAUCCUCUGCGCGACGAAGGCGAGGCAUAUGCGGCCAAGCUUCAAGCUGCCGGAGUUGCUGUAGAAGUGAUUCGGGUUGCAGGUGCCCCUCAUGUGUUUGCAUCGCUGGAUGGAAUUCUGGAAGGCGGACGAGAAUAUAACAAGAAGGUGGUUGCGACAUUGCGGGAACAAUUGGGGGAACAAUUGAAGGGAUGA